Messenger RNA from Podarcis muralis (Common wall lizard), 2579 nucleotides. RefSeq names its product neuronal acetylcholine receptor subunit alpha-7. The record is from RefSeq and is a predicted model, not a curated record. Gene Ontology annotation, molecular function: acetylcholine-gated monoatomic cation-selective channel activity; transmembrane signaling receptor activity. Gene Ontology annotation, cellular component: postsynaptic membrane. NCBI's taxonomy places the organism in Eukaryota, Metazoa, Chordata, Lepidosauria, Squamata, Lacertidae. Gene Ontology annotation, biological process: monoatomic ion transmembrane transport.
AACGGGACUCCAGAUGGGCGUGCAAUCGGAUCUCAGGCUGAAAAGGAAUGCGCCGAAGUCCUGCCAGUCUCCCUUGCACGCUGGCUCGGGAGGAAGCCCUAAACACAUCCAACGGCUUCCUCCCCGCAGCCCCCCCCCCCCGGGAAGCGUGCGCCUGCCAUGUGCGCCUGGCUCCGCUCUAGGUUGGGACCGACCGAGGUGGGCAGGCAGGCAGGCAAACGCCGCUGCGGAAGCGCCGCCAACUCCCCCAGGCAGACUCUGGAGCGGGAAGGGACUGAGCCGGAGCCAAGCCAGAAGGGACCAGAGGUGGGUUGAUGCCUGAGAAGGAGGGAGGGACGAGAGAGGAGGAGGCGGGGGCCAGCCUGGGCGCUCCCCCUAUAAAGGCGGCUCUGCCCGGGCUGGGGUGCUGCAUUCUUGCCUGUCGCUGCUGCAGGAUCAGCCUCCUUCUGGCAACGGAUGGUCCUCGCCGGUGGAUCUACUCGCAAGGAGGGAAACCCGUCACGUGGGGAGAGGAGGGGGUGGUCGCGGAGGAAAGAAAGCAGCGCCAGGCGAUUGGCAUUCCGGCGCCGCGGCUGAGCCGGCAGCUGGCGGAGGAGAGAAGCGGAGAUCAGCCCCGAGAGGAGGAGCCUCCAUCUAGCUCGGCGCCGCCAGCGCGGGGCUCCACGGCCCGCCGCCUGCCAGGCACCCCGAGCUUCCCGCCGGCCGCCUGCCCUUCCUCGCGCGGAAGCGCCGCCGCUUCCAGACCGCGGGAGACCCAGCUUGGGCUGCCGGGGCUGCGAGAGACCCAUCGCCGCCGCCGCCGCCGCCCGGAUCCCGGGAUGGGGACCCGGGAGCUGUCCGUGGUGCUGAUCCUCGCCGGGGGACUCGUGCACGUGUCCCUGCAGGGAGAGUACCAGAGGAAACUCUACAAGGAACUCCUGAAGAAUUACAACCCUUUGGAAAGGCCUGUGGCCAAUGACUCCCAGCCGCUCACUGUCUCCUUCAGCCUCAGCCUCAGGCAAAUCAUGGAUGUGGAUGAAAAGAACCAAGUUUUAACCACCAACAUUUGGCUACACAUGUACUGGACAGACUACUAUUUACAGUGGAAUAUGUCAGAAUAUCCUGGAGUGAAGAACGUCCGUUUUCCUGAUGGCCAGAUAUGGAAGCCGGAUAUCCUUCUAUAUAACAGUGCCGAUGAGCGCUUUGAUGCUACAUUUCAUACCAAUGUUUUGGUGAACUCGUCAGGAUACUGCCAGUAUCUCCCCCCAGGAAUAUUCAAGAGUUCUUGCUCCAUAGAUGUGCGCUGGUUUCCUUUUGAUGUCCAGAAAUGUAAAUUGAAGUUUGGAUCCUGGACUUACGGUGGAUGGUCUUUGGAUUUGCAAAUGCAAGAAGCAGAAAUAUCUGGAUACAUUUCAAAUGGCGAGUGGGAUUUAGUCGGUGUUCCCGGGAAAAGAACCGAAUCUUUCUAUGACUGUUGCAAAGAGCCUUAUCCAGAUGUGACCUUUACGGUGACGAUGCGACGGAGGACUCUGUAUUAUGGGCUCAAUCUUCUCAUCCCCUGUGUGCUGAUCUCAGCUCUUGCCCUUCUCGUUUUCCUGCUUCCAGCCGACUCUGGGGAGAAGAUUUCACUCGGAAUCACCGUUUUACUCUCCCUCACAGUGUUUAUGCUCCUGGUGGCCGAAAUUAUGCCAGCGACAUCUGAUUCAGUGCCAUUAAUAGCACAGUAUUUUGCAAGCACCAUGAUUAUUGUCGGACUUUCAGUUGUGGUUACCGUGAUCGUUUUGCAGUAUCACCACCAUGAUCCAGAUGGGGGGAAAAUGCCCAAGUGGACCAGAAUCAUCCUUCUCAACUGGUGUGCCUGGUUCCUGAGAAUGAAAAGACCAGGGGAGGACAAAGUGCGACCAGCAUGCCAGCAUAAACAGCGUCGAUGCAGUAUGUCCAGCAUAGAUGUAAACACUGUGAGUGGGCAGCAAUCCAGUAAUGGGAAUAUGCUCUACAUAGGCUUCAGAGGCCUGGAAGGUGUCCAUUGCACCCCUACCACUGAUUCCGGUGUGAUCUGUGGGAGAAUGACUUGCUCCCCGACUGACGAAGACAACCUCCUUCACAGUGGACAUCCGUCUGAAACUGACCCAGAACUGGCAAAGAUCCUAGAGGAGGUCCGAUAUAUUGCCAACCGGUUCCGAGACCAGGAUGAGGCAGAAGCCAUUUGCAAUGAAUGGAAGUUUGCUGCUUCUGUUGUGGACCGCCUCUGUUUGAUGGCUUUUUCGGUCUUCACAAUAAUUUGUACCAUUGGCAUCUUAAUGUCGGCCCCCAAUUUUGUAGAGGCUGUUUCUAAAGAUUUUGCUUGACCUGCACUUGUGGACUUGCAAAAAAAGUUUUUUUUAUGUUGGCAAUCUAUUAAAAUAUGUUAAGUAGCAAUAGCAUAUUCAGUGCACUUGGCUUAUAUAGGAUGAUUGGAUGCAAACUUCUUUUGGGAGGUACAGUCUAAGAAACGGACAGUAUCAGUGUUAAUAGCCUUGGCAACUGCUGGGGGCUUCUGUAUACUGCACCAUCUCCCCAAUUUACCAAAUCUGGUGCCCAGAAUAAAUUAUUUAAGUCUA